Molecule: messenger RNA, 10073 nt
Organism: Mercenaria mercenaria
Lineage: Eukaryota; Metazoa; Mollusca; Bivalvia; Venerida; Veneridae
Product: manganese-dependent ADP-ribose/CDP-alcohol diphosphatase-like
Exons: 3
Coding region: 140-1135 (331 amino acids)
Molecular function (GO): manganese ion binding; 2',3'-cyclic-nucleotide 2'-phosphodiesterase activity; CDP-glycerol diphosphatase activity
Source: RefSeq, a predicted model, not a curated record
UCCAGGAUAUAAAUUAUAAUACCAGACCGAUAUAUGGAAGUUUGCCUUUGAAACUGGGUGUGUAUGAGAAACGGUUAAAAAAACAGUACAUCAGUAUUACAACCAUCAUUUCCACAGUUUGUUUAAUUGGCGAUCAGGAAUGGAGACAAGGAGAGUAGAAGAACCAUGCCUUGCAAUUGGAGUAAUUGCUGAUGUCCAAUAUGCUGAUGCAGAUGAUGGCUAUAACUUCAGCAAAACCAAUCGCCGAUACUACAGAACAGCUUUAAAAAUGCUUGACAAAGCGGUGACUUUCUGGAACAAAGAAGCACAGAAAAAGCCCCAGUUUGUGUUACAGCUAGGAGAUGUUAUUGACGGUCUUAAUAAAAGACAAAACACUUCAGAAUCAGGACUAGCUGAUGUUAUGAACUCUUUAUCUAAUUUUGAAGGUUGUGUUUACCAUAUAUGGGGCAACCAUGAAUACUAUAACUUCUCUCGGGAAUAUUUAUUAAAGUCGAGUCUGUAUUCAGGAAAUACGGCUUACAGUACACCAGUUCCAGGGAAAGUAUACUACACUUGUGAACCACAUCCUAACAUCAGGGUUAUAGCCCUAGACUGUUAUGAGAUAAGCAUGCUAGCAAGUCCACCUGAUUCGGAACAGUUUAAAAUGGCUGGUGAAUACAUGGCUAACAAUCUAAACACAGACAAGAACUCUGGAGAAGGUUUGGUCGGAGAUAGUAGAAGGUUCGUCAGGUUUAAUGGUGCAACAAGUGAAGCGCAAAUAGACUGGAUGAGAAGAAAUUUACAGGAGGCUGAGAAGUUGAGGCAGAAUGUGAUAAUUAUGGGUCAUUGUGGUGUAUAUGCUGAUGCUACAGAUGUUUCCUGCCUCUGCUGGAACGCCCCUGACAUCCUGCACGAGAUUCACGAGCACAGUGACAGUGUGUUAUGCUACCUCUCUGGUCAUGAUCACAGUGGUGGAAUGGCCUUUGACGAGAAAAACAUCCUACAUAUGGCAUUACCAGGAGUACUGGAGAACAACAGGGACUCGGAUUUCGGUACGAUGUACAUGUAUGCAAACAAGCUGGAGUUGGUGGGCAAUGGGCGUGUCUGGAAUGUAACACUACCAUUGAAAUACAAACUGACAAAAACUGAUAGUUAAUGUUAGCUUUACCUUAGGUUCUUUUAGUUUAAGUAAUAAAAUCUAAUAUUCUGAAUUCCAUGUAUACAUUUGUACAAAAAUUCUUUCCACCGUAGGGUAGAUUUAAAACUGAAACUGAUUUAGAAGUUUUAUUACAAUAUUUAUUGUACUUUGGGAAACUAUAAUAUCUUAGCAUUUUAUUAAAAUUUUAUUUUUGUUAUACUGUAUGUAUUUACUUAUUGGUUAAUAUAGAAUGUUAUUCUUGUAAACCUAUGUAAAACAUAUAACUGGUUAUUACUAUGGGUACACUUUUUUCAGGUUUUGAUUUUUAAUAUUUGCAAAUUUUGGUUCAUGCAUUUUUCUGAGAAGUAAUUUACUGUAUAAAAAGUGCAAAGACAAGGUUUAAUUUUCAUAUAGAUAAUUAAACCAAUAAUUAAAUCUGUCUUAUGUAAAUACUAAACCUUGUGUUGAAGCUUUAAACAAAUUUUUGAAAAAGCUGUUUGCUAACACUUGGAAGCAUGAGCAGUUUACUACUGGCGUAUGUUAAUUGUUAGACUGUUGUUACAGUGAGUGGAGUUACAACAUCAGUCACAGUGGAGGUGAUAAUGUUUAAUUUCCUUUAAUACAUGGUUUCUCUGAAAUGUGUACCAAUUGUUCAAAACAGUGAAGAAAGGUGUUUUUGCCUGAAGUGUGUAUCAAUGUAUCUUGCCAUGUUAUUAAUAAAUAUGUAAUAUUAGACAAUUUUAUGAGGGAAUUUUAAGCACUGUUUUUAUGGUUUUAAAGUGGGAACUUGAAUAUCUGUUUUGUUAUAUCCCCUCUUUGAAGAUGUAGGGAUAUAUUGCUUUGCACAUAUUAGUCGCAUCGGACGGUCUGUCCAGUAGAUUGAACGAUUUGCACCAAAUUACUUGAGAAUCACAUGACCCAGAACCUUCAAUUUUGUUAGCUUGAUUAGGCUUAUGAAAUAGAUGACUCCUAUCGUUUUGGGGGUCAAUAGGUCAAAGUCACUAGGGCCUGAAUUGUGAAAACCGUUACCACUCAGUAACAUGAGAACCACCUGACCCAGAACCUUCAAACUUGAUAGAAUGAUUGGGCUUAUGAAGAAGACGACCCCUAUAGCUUAUUGGGGUCAGUAUAUCAGAGGUCAAGGUCAAAGAGACAUGAACUUGAAAAGCGUUACUGCUCAGUAACUUGAGAAUGAUGUGACACAGAAUCAGUCUUCUAACUUGGUAGCAUCAUUGGGCUUAAGAAGUGGAUGACCCCUAUUGUUUUUGGGGUCAAAGGUCAAAGUCACAGGGGCAUAAAUCUUGAAAACAGUUUCUGCUCAAUAACUUAAUAACAGCUCCAGAACUUUUAACUUCAGAGCUUGAUUGGGUUUAUGAAGUAAAUGACCUUUGUUAUUUUUUGGGUCAGUAACUCAAAGGUCGGGGUCACAGGGACCUGAACCUUGAAAACUGUUUCCACUCAGUAACUUUGAACAAUUUGGCCCAGAACCUUCAAACUUGAUAGAAUGAUUGGGCUUAUAAAGUAGAUGAUCUCUAAUGUUUAAGGGGUUAGUAGGUCAAGGCCAAGGUCACAGGGACCUGAACAUUGAAGGCUAUAUCUUCUCAAAAGCUUGGGAACCACUUGACUCAGAACAAUCAGUUUUGGUAGCGUGAUUGGGCUUAUAAAGUAAAUGACCCCUAUUGUUUUGGGGGUUAGUAGGUCAAAGGUCAAGGUCACAGUGACCAUGGGAUUGAAAAUGAGACAAUCAGUCAUGGGGAACAUACAUGUUUUACAACCACCUCAUGUUUAUUUUGUAGUUUUUAAAACUUUUAUUCAGUGUUUUAUGCCCCUGCCAUAAAAUGGGGGCAUAUAGUGUUACCCCUGUCCGUGUAUAUGUUUUUAUGUUCGGGAAAUGGUGGUGUUCGUGUCCAGGCGAUAACUUUGAUAUGCAUGGUCCGAUUUCAGAAUAAUUUGACACAAAUGUUAAGCAUGGAUAGACGAUGUGUCUUGCACAAUAACCAUUUCACUAGCUCAAAGAUCUAGGUCACAGCCCUUGGUUGAACUUAGCCAAUUUUCACUACAUAAGUGGUCUUCAUGUCCAAGCCAUAACGUUGACAUGCAUGGUCCGAUUUCAAAACAAUUUGACACAAAUGAUAAGCAUGGAUAGACGAUGUUUUAUGUGCAACAACCAUUUCACUAGCUCAAAGGUCAAAGUCACAGUCCUUGUUGAACUUAGCCAAUUUUCACUACAUAUAUACUGGUAAUGUGGUCUUCAUAUCCAGUCCAUAACUUUCACAUGCAUGAUCCGAUUUCAAAAUAAUUUGACCCAAAUGAUAGGUCAAGGUCACAGUCCUUGGUUGAACUUAGCCAAUUUUCACUACAUAAGUGGUCUUCAUGUCCGGUCCAUAACUUUGACAUGCAUGGUCCGAUUUCAAAAUAAUAUGACACAAAUGAUAAGCAUGGAUAGACGAUGUGUCGUGCGCAAAACCGUUUCACUAGCUCAAAGGUCAAUGUCACAGUCCUUGGUUGAACUUAGCCAAUUUUCACUACAUGUACAGAUUACUAAAUUUUCUGGUUUUCCCACAAUACUUUUUUUAGUUUGUGAGCAUUACCAUGCCUAUUACCUUUCUCAUGUUGCGGGUGCAUCCAUGUCUGUGACACAUUUCUAGUUAAAAAUAUCCAUUCCUAACCUACUGAAUAGAAAUGUUAAGAUUAUGCCCAGAAGCUUAAGGGGUAAUCUGAAAAAAUAACAUAUCUUUGUAUUACAUAGUCAAAGAUUUUGUGAUCAGUUUUAUCUGCAAAGGUUAAACAUUAAUAGAUCUAUAAAUGUGUUUGAGAUACAUUGAUUUCUCAAUAAUCAUUCAUAAUAUACAUGUAUAUUGAGUCAUUAUGUCUCCCACCACACAGUGGUGUGGGAGACAUAUUGAUUUACUCCAGUCUGUGUGUGUGUCUUUCUGUGUGUCUGUCUGUCACAAAGCUUGUCUGCACUCUAAGUCAAACAUUUCUCAUCCGAUCUUCACCAAACUUGAACAAAAUGUGUUGUACCAUAAGACCUAGGCCAAGUUCAAUAACUAGCCAAAUCGGUUCAGGCAUAUUGGAUUUACAGCCCUUGAAUUACCAAAAAUCGCCCAUUUUACUCUUGUCCGCACUCUUAAGUCAAACAUUUCUCAUCCGAUCUUCACCAAACUUGAACAAAAAGUGUUUGACCAUAAGAUCUCAGCCAAGUUUGAUAACUAGCCAAAUCUGUCCAGGCAUUUUGGAGUUCUGGCCCUUGAAUUACCGAAAACUCGGCAUUUUUACUCUUGUCUGCACUCUAAGUCAAACAUUUCUCAUCCGAUCUUCACCAAACUUGAACAAAAUGUGUUUGACCGUAAGACUUGAGCCAAGUUUGAUAACUAGCCAAAUCUUCCAGGCAUUUUGGAGUUCUGGCCCUUGAAUUACCGAAAACUCGGCAUUUUUACUCUUGUCUGCACUCUAAGUCAAACAUUUCUCAUCCGAUCUUCACCAAAUUUGAACAAAAUGUGUUUGACCAUAAGACCUCAGACAAGUUCGAUAAUGAGCCAAAUUGGUCCAGGCAUUUUGGAGUUCUGGCCCUUGAAUUGUAGUGAGUAAACAGUAUAUAAAGACUGACUUGCUAUUUAGAUGAUUAGGCAUUUGUGGGAGACAUUCGCUUUUCACAAAAGCAGCUCUAGUGUUUUUUUGUUUUUAAUUUCAUCUGUUUUACUUUAAAUCUCUUUUUAUAUGCCCGUUUUGGAAUAACGGAAUGUAUUAUGUGAUGGUGCCUGCAUCUGUCUGUCCAUCCAUCCAUCCGUCUGUCCGUCAUAGUUUGUUUCUGGAGCAUAACUUUCUAAUCAUUAAAGUUGUUGACUUUAAACUGUGCUUAUAGGUAGAUGACAAUAAGACGAUGUACAGAGCUUUUGAACAGGCUCUGUAGGUCAAAGGUCAAGGUCACAAAUUGAGCUAAAAGGUCAAAACUGCCCAUCAUAUUUUUUAUGUCAGAAGCAUAACUAAAUAACCAUUCAAGAUAUUGACUUUAAACUUGGCAUGUAGGUAGGUGGUGAUGAGACGAUAUGCAGAGCACAAGAACCAGGUCUGUAGUUCAAAGGUCUAGGUCACAAAAUAAGCUCAAAGGUCAAAGUCCAUCAUAUUUCAUGUCUGUAGCAUAAUUUAUUAACCAUUCAAGGUAUUGACUUCAAACUUUAUAUGUAGGUAGGUGGUGAUGAGACAAUGUGCUGAGUGCAUGAACCAGGGUGGUAGGUCAAAGGUCAAGGUCACAGCAAGGUCAAAUUUGACCAUCAUAUGUCCUGUCCAGAACAUUACUUAAGAUUGUAUUUUUUAUUUGGCAGAUCCCUUUUUUGUUCACUUACAAUAUUUUUCAUAGAAUUAUUUCCCUUUUUAGCUCACCUGAGCACAAAGUGCUCAACAAGGUGAGCUUUUCGGAUUGCCCUGUUUCCGUCAUCAGUCGUCCGUCAUCAGCUAUUUGACAGUUAACACUCUAGAGGUCACAAUUUUGGCCCAAUUUCAAUGAAACUUGGUCAGAAUGUUACCCUCAAUAAAAUCUUGGCGGAGUUCAAUAUUGGAUCAUCUGGGGUCAAAAAAUAGGUCACCAGCUCAAAUGAAAGGGAAAAGCUAGUUAACACUCUAGAGGCCACAUUUAUGAUAAUAUCUCUAUGAAACUUGGUCAGAAUGUUAAUCUUGAUGAUCUUUAGGUCAAGUUAAAAUCUGGGUCAGGUGGGGCCAUAAACUAGGUCACCAGGUCAAUUCAAAGGAAAAGCUAGUUAACACUGAUGACCAUAUCUUAAUGUAACUUGGUCAGAAUGUUAAUCUUGGUCUUUAGGUCAAGUUAAUUCUGGGUCAGGUGGGAUCAAAAACUAGGUCACCAGAUCAAAUCAAAUGAAAAGUGUGUUAACACUUUAGAGGCUACAUUUAUGAUAAUAUCUCUAUGGAACUUGGUUAGAAUGAUAAUCUUGAUGAUCUUUGGGUCAAGUUCAAAUCUGGGUCAAGUGGGGUCAAAAACUAGGUCACCAGAUCAAAAAAUAAAAAAAUGUUUGUCUUAAUGAAAUCAAGGCCAACUUAUAUUCCAGCUUAUCAGGGGUUAGAAUUAGGUCAGGUGAGAGAUACAGGGCCUUCAAGGCCCUCUUGUUUCUUACUAUAAUUAACUUUUUUAUUAUUGGCCAUAGGGUAAAACCUAGACCACUUUUCUGUGGAUUUAGUAUUUUUUUUUUAGAAUUUCUUCCCAUAGAAUUUUUUUUAGAAUUUUUUCCCUUUUUUUUUCCUGUCCUUUAGGCUUCAACAGUCUAGUUCUUUAAAAUUUGCCCUUAUUCUCCUCUGAUAUAACACUUCAGUGUAUAUUGCCAUGCUUGGUGGAGCUCGUUUUGUUUGGUAAAGAUAUUUGGUUGAAAUUUGGGUCAUUAGAUAUUUUUUAACAUUUUAAAAAGUGAUAGUGUUUUUAAACAAAAUCAUUGUACAUGUUAAAAUUACAGUUAAUCCAUUAAGAAAGUCUUACUUAUAAAGUUCAAGAAUAUUUUCAGAUGUAUUAUAUUUAAAUUUAAUUCAAAGACAAAUUUAAAAAAAGGUAAUUUGUUUCAUUUUUUCCUGUAAAAUGUUUUUCUGUCUGCAUUUGAAUUUAUACAGCUGAAUUCAGUUAAGCCAAGGGUACACACAGUUCAAUGUAUAAAAACUUUUAUGUGAAUGGUGAUAUAUGGUAAGCAUUUUUAUGCAUUAAAGGUUAAAAUGGUGUUAUAACACACUAUAUUCAGAAUAACAUUAAAUGUUUAUAAUUACAAAAUGUAUAUUACUUCGGUGACACAGAUUGUGACAAUUGAUUUUAAAAUAAUCUUGAUUACUUUAAUUAUUUCUAAGUCUUUUUGUGAGAUUUUAGGGUAUUUAAUUUCCAUGUUUAUUUUUAGUCUGUAUAUGUUUAAGAUGUUUUCACUUUAAAAGUAUUUUAUGAGUCAUUGUCUAACCAACCUAGAUGUAUACAUUGUUAUGAUAGGUGUAGUGAAGAAGGGACUAUUUAUUGAGCCCUGUGUUUGACAUGAGAUGAAAUCUUUGUUUUCUGAUUUUGUGUAACAGUUGCUUUAAAGAACAAGAAAAGGAAUAGAAUUGAUAUUCAAAUUUUGUUUAUUGUCAUCAGUAAUGGAAACUGAUUCACAUUUAUUGAGCUUCACCAUGAGAAAACUAACAUAGUGCAUUUGCGACCAGCAUGGAUCCAGACCAGCCUGCGCAUCUGCGCAGUCUGGUCAGAAUCCAUACUGUUCGCUUUCAAAGCCUAUUGCAAUUAGAGAAACCGUUAGCAAACAGCAUGGAUCCUGACCAGACUGUGCGGAUGCGCUGCCUGGUCUGGAUCCAUGCUGGCUGCAAAUGCAUUAUGUUGGUUUUCUCAUGGUGAGGCUAAUAUGACAUUGCUUUGCAGAAUUGAUCAAAGGUGUGCUACUCAAAUCCUCUGAAUUAAAACACUGUGAGUUUGAGAUGAGACUAUUUAUGUAAGAUUUCAGUAACUUGUAACUCUUCAUUUAACUUAGGGUUGAAUACUACUGAUAGUUCUCUUGAUAUGUAACAUGUUAUAACUGUAUUGUUACAAAAUAGCUGUGUAGAAACUUUAUAGGUAGAUUAAAGCUCUCCAGUAAAAAGGGUCUGUGUACCCUAAAGUAGUUAAGUGAACGAAAAGAUAUUAACUUGUGUGAAUAAAACUGGGGCAUGUGUGAUUGGAAGGUUUUAUACAUUAAGGUAGUAGAGCAAAUAUAUUUAUUUUUUAUGAAUAACUUUUUAAAUGAAAAAACCUUAAGUCUGUGAUAUUUUUGUGAUAUGAUUAGGUUUUGAAUUGUGUUGCUUUAAUAUUAUAAUUCGUGUGACAAUUGUAUUUAAGCCAAGGUCCCUGUUCUUUCCUCUGACGAGGUGGUGUUCAUAAUGAGUGCUUUGUGGGGAAUAUGAACUAUUUUAAAUUUUGUUGCUUUGUCAAAAAGUAUUGUUGCUAUUGCAGCAAAGAGCCAAGAAAAUUAUGCAUGUUAUUUUGAUUGUUAGCACUUUUGAGAAUAAGCAGGUUUUUAUUUUGUUGAAACACUAAAACAGUAGUUCCUAAACAAACAAAUUGUUAACAUAAAACAAAAUAAAAUUCUGGAGAUGUUUUCAUUUAGAUAGAUAUAUUUAUGGUAGUAGGACAAAAUUAAUGUGCGGUCAUUUUAUGUUUCGCUACAUCUAUAUUUAUUGUGGUUGUUGUGGCAACUAAUAUUCAGAAAUACCUUAGGCCAUACCAAAUUGAUAUGUCGUUCGUCGGAACUACCGCAUCAAUAAUUUCAUUCCCGAGAAAAAAAAUAAAAAUCACCCGCCCGCACGUACAAUAAAAAUCUCCGAAAAAAAAAUCUUUUUUUCCCGAUCACGCGGUCCGGAAUAAUAACGGCAAAGCAGGUUUUAUCGCUGUUUUAAUGCGUCAAAGUGAUAUUGAUCGGAUUUCAUGCAUCCGUAAUACAUGUUACUGAUGACCAAAACUCAAAAAGUCAGGAAUUAUGGUGUUGUUCAUCAUUUGUUUUAAAUCUGGAGUGUCUGUGCUAGUGCCACACAUGGCCUUUGAUGUGUCGGUAGGUAAUGAAGUAGGCAUGUUCUACUUUUGUUCAAUACAGUGAAAGGAACGAAGCAUGACUUGUAAGACGUGCACGGGGAUGCAGUUAAAAAUAUUUGGAAAUAUUGUUCAGAUAUAGUUUUCAAACUAUUUGUUAUCAGUUGUUUAGUUCAGAAUGUUAUAUCUAGAGCCCAAAGCUGAGGCCGACUACUAUCUUAAAAAAAUGUUUGUUCACAGAUCCUGACCGACCUAUCACAUUGUCUAGGCCAAAUCUUUUUGAACGUAACUUCUUUAGUACAGCAGUCAGAUAUUCUAUUGAAACGCAUUUAGUCAAUUUAAAAAUUGUUUAGCUUUUCAAAUAAGUAGUGUAGAUAUAAAAUCUGUCCUUUUGUAACCCCAAUUUUGCCUAUUUGUCUAUUACUUGGCUGUGAAUUGAUAGAACGAAAAAAAAACUGGAAAAAACAGACCUCCCCAACUCUAAAUUUCUAGUUCAGUCAAAGCAAAACAAACAACACUUUAAGGAUGGCCAUAUAACACUUUAAGGGUGGCCAUAUUGGGAUCAUUCUUUGUCAGUCUUGUUAUCAUUUUUGCCUGAAAUGAAUCUCCACCACAAAAAACAUAAGCUAGCCUGAUCUGGUAAGAAAUUAUUCCAAAGGGAUUCGAGCAAUGUCGAAGCAUCUGUAUGACCAACUCUGGUCUCACUGGUCAAGUGGUUUGUUACUUCCCUUCACCUCUAUGGGUUGGAGUUCCACUAGGGGCACAAAGUUGUUCAUGUGCCGAAGCCAUCUAACUGUGCUUCAGAAGAAAUGUUAUUCCACACAUGUGCCUGUUUUGUCUUAAAUAUUCCUCAUGCUGUGCCGUUAAAUAGGCAGGCCUUCAGAUAAAUGUAGAAAAAUCAAAAUUAAAAAUAAGACACUCAUCCCUUAGAAAUUAUAACUAAAAAAAACCAAAGUGAUUCAGUGAGGUUUGGCAAGAAUUUAUUUGCAAAAUCAUUCAUGUAGUCUUUAAAACAUAAUAGAAAAGCUAUAUACUGUGUUACCCACACUGUAAAUGUUUGAUUUCUGUGUUAUUUCUAAAGAAAUGUUAACUUCAUGUAUAAUCAUAACCACCUCCUCAAGGGUCCAAGCUGGGAAAAAAAAAAUAAAAAAAGCCCGCCCGCUCCAUGUAAAAUCUACCCGCCUCUGAAAAAAUCAAAAUUGAGAAAAAAAAGAAUAAAAUAAAAAUUUCGCUCGCCCGCUCCAAUUUUUUUUGAAAAUUUUCCGAAGAACUAUUAAUCAAUUUGGUAUGGCCUUAUUCCAUUUGUUGAAAGUUAUGUGCCCCUUCUGGUAGGGGGCUAUUAAUGCUGGGACAUUUAUUGUGUAAAUUUGUUUGAUGCAAUCUUGUUUUGUUCAUUUGCAUGAAAACAGUUAUAUUACUGAU